This is a messenger RNA of Otolemur garnettii (small-eared galago), 453 nucleotides long. RefSeq names its product pancreatic polypeptide (gene PPY). The transcript has 4 exons. NCBI's taxonomy places the organism in Eukaryota, Metazoa, Chordata, Mammalia, Primates, Galagidae. Gene Ontology annotation, biological process: neuropeptide signaling pathway; feeding behavior. The coding region runs from base 40 to 327 and encodes 95 amino acids. Gene Ontology annotation, cellular component: extracellular region. Gene Ontology annotation, molecular function: neuropeptide hormone activity; neuropeptide Y receptor binding. The record is from RefSeq and is a predicted model, not a curated record.
GGUGCCCGCUUUGUCUGUCAUCUGCUCUCCGGACUCAGUAUGGCUGCCACACGCCGCUGCCUCUCCUUGCUGCUCCUGUCCACUUGUGUGGCUCUGUUGCUGCCGCCACCACUGGGCGCCCAAGGAGCCCCACUGGAGCCGGUGUACCCAGGGGAGAAUGCCACACCAGAGCAGAUGGCCCAGUAUGCAGCUGAGCUCCGCAGAUACAUCAACAUGCUGACCAGACCUAGGUAUGGGAGAAGAGACAAAGAAGACACACUGGGCUCCUUGCAGUGGGGCUCCCCCCAUGCAGCUGCCCCCAGGGACCUCAGCCCGAUGGACUUGUAAUGCCACCUCCUGCUUCUUAUGACUCCAUAAGCAGCGCCAGCCCAGCUUGCCCCUCUACACCCUUUGCUCUGGUCAAAGCUUGCUCUCUGCUCCCAUGCAGGCUAAAUAAAGCAAAUCAAAGUCACA